CUUACGUUGACUUUGUUUUCAUUUUGAUCAUUACAGCGUCUUCUCUCCUUCUCCGCCAUUCAAACUGAUCGGAGCUAUAGUUCGUUCGAUCAUCCCUCGUGGGUUUUCCUCUAUCUGUUUCCCGCGCUAGAUCUAUGGCCGUUUUAGUCAAAAAAUUUGCUCGCAGAGACGGUAGCGAACAAUCUGGGUCGGUCAAGCAAGAAGCUUCCAUCAAUGGGUCUCCAGAGAUCCAGUACGAGACGGUAACCGGUCGUGGGAUUGAAGCCAUCGUUAAUAGUCUGAGCACAUGGGUUGUGUCUAUUCUGUUUGCUUCCAUCAUUCUUCUGCGGCGUGAUGGUACUGCCUUGUGGGGAAUCAUUGGAUCCGUUUCGAAUUCGGCUCUUUCAGUGGUGCUGAAGCGUAUACUUAACCAAGCGAGGCCUGCUACAACCUCGCGUCCUGAUCCCGAGAUGUCAUCUACUCACGCCCAGUCUAUCUCUUUCAUAUUUGUG
Brassica oleracea var. oleracea is the source of this 491-nucleotide messenger RNA. Its product is annotated as lipid phosphate phosphatase epsilon 1, chloroplastic-like. Lineage: Eukaryota; Viridiplantae; Streptophyta; Magnoliopsida; Brassicales; Brassicaceae. Gene Ontology annotation, cellular component: endoplasmic reticulum membrane; intracellular membrane-bounded organelle. Gene Ontology annotation, biological process: lipid biosynthetic process; protein N-linked glycosylation. The record is from RefSeq and is a predicted model, not a curated record. The transcript has 2 exons. Gene Ontology annotation, molecular function: dolichyldiphosphatase activity. The annotation marks the transcript as partial.